AUGCAAAGGUUUAGAAAAGACCCAAUGAUAAGACAGCUUGUCGAUUAUAUCUCUGAAUCAGAGUCUUGUGGGCCGAUGAUAGUUCUACAAACAUUUACACAUUUUCUCUGGGAAACCAGGCAUCCUAGUGAGUCUAGUCUGAGGGAGAUCAAGUGGAUUUUGAAAUGUGCUCUUCUCGGCAUCUUUACCGUUCAUAUGAAGGGCCUGGUUUAUGCUGAUCUUAAGAUGGAGAAUAAUAUGAUUGGUAGACUUAACCGCUCCAAUCCAAAUGAAAUGUCCGGGAUACCGUUGUCUGGUUGGCAGACUGUGGAGCGAGUCAGUGCCGCCAUGUCUCUAAUUUCAUUGUACUUUUCCGUUAUUUUCCCCGGAAGUAGUUAUAAAACCCUCAGACAAGGCAAUCAAUCACAUCUCUUACCUAUCGAAACCCCGAAGUUCAUUUUGCUCGCUCAGCUCCUCCAAGUCCCGAUCGACUUUAACCCCCCUGGACUCUACGGUUCAACCGGCCAAGUUGGCACUCUAGAGGGAAAGACCCAGCGUGACCUCAAUACGCUUCCCCUCAUGAAAAUCGUCCCAGGAGUGUAUGAGAUGGCCGGAAAGAAACUACGACAGAGACGACAGGCGCUCGUCAGCGUGAAGCAUGCGAAGGAAUACUCUCUAAAGAUGAACAACGGUUCGCUGCCGGCCAUUGAUACGACCAUAACUUCCGAUAUGCCUAUCAAGAUGGCUGCGAAAAUGUACGCUUUGAGAUGUUUCUGA
Molecule: messenger RNA, 756 nt
Organism: Nannizzia gypsea CBS 118893
Lineage: Eukaryota; Fungi; Ascomycota; Eurotiomycetes; Onygenales; Arthrodermataceae
Exons: 3
Coding region: 1-756 (251 amino acids)
Source: RefSeq, a predicted model, not a curated record